GAGAAACGUCGAGAGCUUCCUUCCCGCCGAAUGCGCAGCUGUUCACCGCGGGUGGCCUUGUCGCCUCACGACUCUCCGAGCAGGCAUGCAGAGAAAACGCGGCAACAGUCGUGUAGUACACACACAGACACGACGCAUCGGCGGGCGACUGUGUAAUGCUUCUCGUUAAUAACAGUUCUCCACGGAGCAAGGUGCUCAUUGCAAGCCGCCUAUCGUCCGCAGCUAUUUGGCUGCCGCUGCGUCCAGACGAGCAGCCGUCGCGAAGCGAAGAUGGUCCGCGCAGUGCGGUCACUUCUUUGUUUAUUGCUCCUGCCGCUGACGGCAUUGGGAUCAUGGCAGACGCCGGUUGUGUCGAGUUGCUUUGGAGCUGACGGCAGCACUUAUCCGGUUCGGUUCAGUGCAGUGAGGGUAUCGAACGCCAUUUAUGGUCAGGACAUGACUAUGACGUUCACAAUAACAAGCGACGACGAGCUCGGCGACCAGCCAACGGCGACGAUAGACGUGCUGAAGCCCUCCGCCUACGAUAGGUCCUGCCAGAAAAACUUCGGUUCGUGUGAAUAUCCUAUGUGUGACCUGUCUGGAAACAGGGAAUCUAAUGACUUGAUGGAUUCCAUGGACACAGAAUGUCCGAUUCACCCUGGCGUGUACACAGUGACAAUCACAGCGACCGUGCCAAGUGCGGUGGACCUUAGGAAACGCUUCAAGACUUGCAGAGGCGACGAGGAAGGAGAUGAGGCUGUCUGUUUGGCUAAAGCCACAGAGCAUAAUGCAGAAAAAUUGCGCAAGCUACAACAGCUAAGGGGAAACUCGUGGUUUCUUGAAAACCGGGAAUAUUUGUUUACAACCCCUCAUAUGUCUUCAAAAAACAGUGUCCUUCCUGUCCUGCUGACUCUGCAGAAUGGUGGGCAACCAGUCGGAUGCAACGUCUUCUAUAUGACCAUCUCGGAGUAGGGGCUUUACUACAUUGAACGAAUACGAAGAUACUGCCUUCCUCUGUUCAAAUCACCUAUAGCAUCCAAGCUGUAGUCACAGUGUACACAUUUUUGUACGUCAUUUGUUUUCACCAUUUCUGUGCAGUAGUGACGAGAAGAAAGACAGACAUUGAGCGUGGGUCAAAUGAUCUCUCUACUUGUCUAAUGUGACUUCAGCUUCCAAUAAAAAUGUCCAGCUUUGUA
Messenger RNA from Dermacentor albipictus, 1175 nucleotides. RefSeq lists its product as uncharacterized. The record is from RefSeq and is a predicted model, not a curated record. NCBI's taxonomy places the organism in Eukaryota, Metazoa, Arthropoda, Arachnida, Ixodida, Ixodidae.